Molecule: messenger RNA, 666 nt
Organism: Lolium perenne
Lineage: Eukaryota; Viridiplantae; Streptophyta; Magnoliopsida; Poales; Poaceae
Source: RefSeq, a predicted model, not a curated record
AUGCCAUCUGAGUUUGAAGAUGCGUGGAAGGCUUUGAUUGAAGAGUACAAUCUGCAUGAUAUAAAUGUCAUGAUUAACUUAUGGGCUGAAAGGAAAUUGUGGAUAUCAGCUUACUGGAAGGAAGUUUUCUGUGCACGCAUGACUUCAACACAGAGAAGCGAGAGCAUGAACUUUGUGCUGAAAAGGGGUUUUGUCACUGAACGAGACAACCUACACAUUUUUGCUAAGCAAGUUAACAACUGCAUACAGGCAAGGCAUGAAGCAGAGAAUGCAGAGGCAAAUGCAUCAACGGGCUCAAGGAAAACAGUCACCAGGUAUGGCUUCGAGGCACAGGUGAUGGAUAAGUACACACGGGCAGUGUACUCAGUUUUCCGGGAGAGGCAAUAUCACAGCACAGCUUUCCGCAUUAAGACUUCCCAGGAUAAUCCCAACAUUUACCUUGUGCAUCACUACAAUCAGAGUAAAGAAUUCGCUUGGUCAAGACAUGAGUUCAGAGUGCUAGCAGAUGAAGUUGAAGGCCGCUAUGAAUGCGAAUGUAAACUGUGGGAACAUACAGGGUUGUUCUGCCACCAUGUCAUAGCUGUCUUUGAGCACCUACGCCUGGAUGAGAUACCAAGCAAGUAUAUACUCCAGAGAUACACCAAAGAUGCGAGUGACAAACCCUGA